This is a messenger RNA of Closterium sp. Naga37s-1, 2145 nucleotides long. The record is from the annotation of a GenBank genome assembly. NCBI's taxonomy places the organism in Eukaryota, Viridiplantae, Streptophyta, Zygnematophyceae, Desmidiales, Closteriaceae.
AUGUCGUCGCCGUCGUCGCGCACCUACUGGUGCCAUCAGUGUGCGACCGUCGCCGCCAUCGCGCGCCCUCCCCCCACGCCCUCCAUGGGCGGUCCUCGCUGCCCGGCGUGCGGAGGCGGCUUCGUCGAGGAGCUCCCCGCGCGCGCGCUCGCCGCGCCCGCCACGCUCCCCUCGUCGCCCGCGCGUGCCGACCUCUCGUUCGCCGACGCUUGGGAUGACAUGCGCAGCGUGCUCGCUCAGCGUUCCGAGCACCAGCGCGCCGAGCCGGGGUCAUCGCGGUCGUCGUCGCCCGACAUCGGCGGAAGCGCCGCCAUUGCGCGCGAGGCCGCGUCGCCCCCAACCUCCCCAUCGCCAUCCGACGGCGGCGAGGCUUCCACCGCUCCCACCCGCACAGGCCGCUCCCCGCGUGGACUACGCGACGCCUCUCGCCGCGUCGUCCUGGACUCGCUCGAUCCGCGCGACGACGUGCUUCCGCUGGGCUCGCAGCAUCGCACGAGCGGUCGCAGGGAGUCGCCGAGCGGCGUGUUCGGCGACUACGGCGACGACGAGGACGGCUUGGCGCGCUUCCUGCGCGACAUGUGGGAGGAGUCGUCGUUCCUGGAGGUCGCCACCGCGCAGCUGCGCGCCAGAAGCGCGCCGAUGAGCGACACUGCCCGGGGGCAGGUAGCGGGCAGUGACGACGAGAGUAGCGACGACGCCGUGCCGCCACGCGUGGGUACAUCGAACGCAGCGCCAGCUGCAGCGGGCGUCGUCAGUGAAUCAGGCGAGUUCUCGGGGCGAGAGGGCGACUACUUCCUGGGGGACGACCUCAGCGCGCUCGUGGACCGCAUCGCCACCACACACCCCGCGCCCCACACCAGUUUUCUCCUUCUCUUGUUUCCCACGUUUGCCCUCCCUUCCCCUUCUGCUCCAUCCCCCCCUUCUCCCCGCCCGUCGCUCCCCGCCACCAGCACGCACACGCCAGCGUCGAGGGCGGCGGUGCGGGCGCUGCCGCUGCGCAUAGUGCGCGAGGAGGACGUGGCGGGGGGCGUGGCGGCGUGCGCGGUGUGCCACGAGGACAUGGGCGUGGGCGCCGUGACGCAGCAGCUCCCGUGCCGCCACGCGUACCACAGCGACUGCAUCCUGCCCUGGCUUGCGCAGUCCAACACCUGCCCCGUCUGCCGCUUCCGCCUGCCCUCCCAGGCCGAGGCCGAUGCUGCCCCCACGUGCCCCUGGCACCAUGGCGCCCUGCUGGGCGCUGAGACGCGCCAGGGGGCUGGAGGUGGCCGUGGCCCCUCGGGUGCCGCCUCCUCUGACCGCUGGCCUGCCCCCUCCGCUGCCUCUUGGCGCGCGUCCGCCUCCUCUGCUCGCCCCUCGCCUGCCGCCACACACAUGCCACUGCAUGGCGCGGCGCAGGGCGGCGUGGGGAACAGGGGCGUGCGGCAGGGGGGCAUGGAGGAAAGGGGAGUGGGGGGAACAGCGAUGCAGCAGGGUGGGGCGGCAUUGGGCGGUGCGAGCAGCAGGGAGGUGAGGAUGCGCAGCGAGGCAGUGAGGCGGGCCGUGGGGUCGUCGUGGGAGGCUUAUUUGAUGCGGCAGCGCGCCAGGCAGCUGGGGGGAGAGCGGCUGGCAGGGGUAGCCAGGCAGCAGCGGGGGGAAGGAGGCAGGCAGGGGAGCAACGCAAGGGAGGGGAUGUGGGGUGAUGCUGUGCAGGGGCGGGGGGAGGGCACGGGAGGAGGGAGAGCAGUGGGCGAGGCAAGGCCGUCGGUGAGAGGGGCUGGGGUGAGUGAGAGGCUUCCUGCUGCUGCUGCUGCUGCAGCGUCUGAUGGGCUGGCAGUGUGGCGCCGUGACCUGAUUGGUGCAGCGAGAGGCACCGUGUUUGCAGACAGGGGGGAGAGGGAGAGGAGGUGGGGAGGUGGGGCAGUGGCGGUGAGGGGAAGGGUGCAAAGGGAGGGCACAGGGGGCAGAGUGAGUGCGAGUGGCAGUGACAGUGGCAGCGGCAGCAGUGGUACGAGCUCAGAUGAGAGCCGCGAGCUGAGCGAGGCCAGCCCCUCGUCCCCACCGCUCACUCCCUCCUCUCUGGCGCCUGUGCUUGGCAGCAGCGGGCAUGGGUCCCCAGGGGGUGCACAGGCUUGUGCAGUGCAUGUGGGGCCGCUGUGCCUCGAGUGA